AUGGAGUACUUUGAUUUCGAUGAAGCUGCAUCUGGCUCCCACACACGGGAUGAUGAUAUGGCUUCAGACCAUAUCGAGAUUGAUGAAGGCGAUGCUAUCGAAACCCAUGAUUCUCUUCUCGGAGAUCAGUCGCUGGAGUUACUUAAUCCCCUCCCAGAGCAGGACGCUCUGGAGGCAGUCGUGGGCGAUUCUCCUCGUUUUAUCCCCGAGGGUAUCUACCCUAUGUGGCGUGCCAAAGAUCCCUGUGACUUUUGUAGAAACAUGGGGCUAGACUGUUUCAUUGCAAAGAGAGGAGUGAUGCAGAAGAAUGGCUGCACUUGCUGCAUCUCGCUUUAUCGAGAAUGUAGCUUCACUCACACGAUGCCGACGGGGAAGUUUUUGGACACAUUACAUCCAAUUUCCGAAAAUACUGAUAUCCCUACUGGAGGGUUGACGGGGAAGAAAGCGAUGAAGUCUCUUUCUGGAAUCGCCGAAGACGUCGAUGCGCGGGCGAGAAAAAGCACCUCACGUUUGUCGCGGGAGGCCGUUCGAAUCCUCAAGGCUUGGCUCAACGAACAUACCGAUCACCCGUAUCCUACUGAGCAAGAGAAAGACGAAUUGAAGUUGCGCACUGGCUUGAAACGAGUUCAGAUUACCAAUUGGCUUGCCAAUGCUAGGAGGCGUGGUAAAGUUCGUCCAGCACCGCGGAGCAGUUCUCCGGUUCCGGGUGCAAUCGAUAUUCCCAAACAAACAACGCUCGAUCACACCCUCAUGACACCCUUGGAGCGUUGGAAGUAUUCUCCCCCUGAAAACGAACCUGCUGCGACGUCUGAUAUUUUGCGAGCCCUGGUAAACACGUCUCUGGACUCCGUAAGUCAGGGGUCUUCCCAUUCCGGUCACGUGCGUUCCCAUUCUCGGAAGACUGGGUCUAGCAAUGACUCAAGCCAUGCCAACUCGAAUAUAUUCGAAGCAUCCUCAAUUGUCAGCAGUCAUGAGACUAGCCGUUCAGCCAGCCGCUCCUCUGUUUCUGAUCUUUCUUUUGCCUCUGCCUUUUCACACCGUUCCUCUCUUGGGUCCUUUGGCUCGAUGGACCGUAAAGAGCGCCGUCGCCGUCGCAAGCCCUCUACACCUUCGAAUACCUUUGCGCAACAGAAAUUUCCUCGAAUUUACCAGUGUACUUUCUGUGCAGACUCCUUCCAAACAAAGUAUGAUUGGCAGCGGCAUGAGAAGUCGUUGCACUUAGCCCUUGAGAAAUGGACAUGCUCACCUCAAGGGGGGGUGGCAUGCCUAAACGGUGCUAACCGUUGUGUAUUUUGUAUGGCUGUCGAUCCCGAUAAUGACCAUCUUGAAUCACACAAUUAUAGCGUCUGUGCAGAGAAGUCUCUUGCCGAACGAACGUUCUACCGCAAGGACCACCUCAACCAACAUCUUCGAUUGAUGCAUAACGUUAAAUUUGACGCAUCAAUGGACAAAUGGCGAAGCCACACCACAGAGAUCAUAUCCCGAUGUGGUUUCUGUGGUAUUACCCUAACGACGUGGAAGGGCCGAGCUGAUCACCUUGCUACUCACUUCAAGAAUGGUGCGGACAUGACAGAAUGGCAAGGUGACUGGGGUUUCGAACCUGUCGUGCAAAGCCUCGUCGAGAAUGCCAUGCCGCCAUAUCUUAUUGGCCAGGAGCGCACCACUUUAGAUCCUUUUAGACUUUCGGAUCGCCUCGGUCGAGCUUCGACUCUGAAUAAUCCCAGGGAUAUCAACUGCUUCGACCGCCUAAAACAUGAACUUACUGCGUAUAUCCAAGAUCAAAUGGCGAACGGCGUCACCCCGACGGAUCAAAUGAUCCAAGAUCAGGGUCGCCAAGUCAUCUAUGGAUCCGAUGACCCCUGGAACCAGACAUGUGCUGAUAGCCCUAUCUGGCUCGGCAUUCUUAAGCGGGAUACCGGGCUUGAGCCCGCCCCAGGGUCGGAACAUAUCCGAUUCUCCAAUCUGGGGAUGCAGCCCCCGUAUGCCUCGCUACAAGGGCUACGACGACCGCCGCGUUGUGCUCGGCCAGCCAUCAAUCCCAGCUUAAGCUUCCAGAGUCCCGCUAUAUCAGGGACUGGCCAAUCUUCGGCUGGUCCCAGCGUGCCUGGAAGCGCAACCGGCAGCUAUGCGGGCAGUAUUGGGGUGCUUCCCUCAGCGCAACAUUCUUCUACCUUAUCAACCGACUGGGGAAAUAGCUUAUCUGCUGAGGUCUCAUCUUUCUCGACCCCCCUGAGCGGUUCGCUCGAUCCAUUUGUACAAAUGGGCUUUGACCCUGAGUUUCUGCAACAAUUAAACAACCAAUACGAUGACGAGGUACCGCUGGAUAGCCUGCAAGGGUUGAGCUUUGGUGUAGACGAUGGCCCUGGAGGCGGGUUUGGUGCGGAGCUGAGUCCAGGUGACCUCACACAUCUUCUAGACGGUGUGAGUGGAGCUCUGACUUCCCCGAUUCCUAUUCCUACAACGAAGCAACCCGAAUGUUCGAUGGCAGAUGCCGUGUCACAUCCGGAUCUUCGAUAUCCGGGUUAG
This is a messenger RNA of Aspergillus ochraceoroseus IBT 24754, 2526 nucleotides long. Its product is annotated as putative homeobox and C2H2 transcription factor. The transcript has a single exon. Gene Ontology annotation, molecular function: DNA binding. The record is from RefSeq and is a predicted model, not a curated record. The coding region runs from base 1 to 2526 and encodes 841 amino acids. Gene Ontology annotation, biological process: regulation of DNA-templated transcription. NCBI's taxonomy places the organism in Eukaryota, Fungi, Ascomycota, Eurotiomycetes, Eurotiales, Aspergillaceae.